AUGUCUUCUGCCGAGUUUCUGCGCAACGUAGAUGCGCGCACCACCAUCUAUCGCUGGGAGGCUGCAGGGCUGGACGAGUUGAACCGCCAGAACAAGCUCUCCUCCCUCCCUUUCUGGAUUCCGAAUUCUACGACGCGACACCAUCAGUUCAGGGUCGUGCUGCUGCGCGGGUUGGUGCAGACCGCGACCCCCGCCAGCGACCCGUUUGGCGUACUCGUCGAGCUUAUCGCGCCUCCUCCGCCGGCGGUGAGGACGGCGAACGUGCCGGCAGCAUCGGACGCAGUGCCGUCUUCCUCGUCCUCCGGUGGCUGCCCAGGCGGCUGCGCCGUGACGUGCGAAGUGCUCCCCAUCGACUCGGUUACUCCAACGGCGGCGGAGGAAAAACAGCGCAGGCGCGAUGACGGGACUGAUGCGGCGCAGAGAAAGGCAAUCACGUCCACCAAGAUGGCAGUACUGGACGCGAACAACGCACAGGUGAGCUUCCCGGACUUCAUUCCGGCAGAAGUGCUACACAACACGCGCUACGUCAGGGGAGCACCGAAGUCCUUCACGCUGCAGAUCACUAUCGAGACGGGCAUCAGCGUUCCGCUGCACCAGGCCGCCACGACCGCCUUCUCGUUCUUUUCCUCCCUGGCGACGUCGGUGGGUCACUUGCUUGGCAAUACCGCGCAGCUCUACCACGAGGGGCGCGAGAGUAUCAGCAGCGCCAUUCUCGCCCCCGCCGCGUCGGCGCUGACGCACCCCUCCGCACUUUGGAACACCACCACGUCCUCGCCGUCUGCGACUGUUGCCUACGUCGCGACGGCGCCAACGAAGACCACUGCUUCGACGGCAGCUACUCUGCCGCCGUGGGAGCAGCCGCCGGAGGAGUGGCGUGACCGCGUCGCUGAGUGGCACUCUCUUGUGAGCGAGCGGUUGCCUGGGCUGGGCGGUACGUAUCGACAUGGUGUAGAGAAGGCGCUCUCGCCGGACGAGGCGGGGCUGCUGGCGGAGGUCGGCCUUGUGGAGGCGGACUUGUGGGCGCUUCACAGCCUGUUCGACUUUGACCGCGAUGUCCAGGAGGGCCUUCUCGCCUCUGCUGAGGUGCGGGCGCAUCGCUAUCGCCUGGUUCCGGCCCGCCUCAAGGAGGUGACCUUCUGGGCCAACUACUUCUGGAAGGUGCACUGCGUCGGCCAGUGUGUGACGGAGCGGCAGGUGGCGGCGGUGCUUGUGGCACUGUGCAUGCCUUCACGGUCUGUUCACGCAAACCUCUCCACCCCUGUAGAGGUGCUGCCGCACAUCCUCGAUGGCGAGGAGGCCGCCGCUGUCGUGGAGGACUUCGUCAAGCGCGGCGAGGCCGCCGAGCCGUGGUGCACCGUGGCAGCUGAGACGGCGCGCCACUGCAGAAACGUACUAGAUACCGCGUCGCAACGCACCGACCUUGCACCCAACACACGUAAGCACGUCGAGUCGACCCUCUCCAGCUUGGAGAAGGUGUUGCUGUGGUACGGCAAUGCGCUGGAAGGGCCCACGGAUCCGCCUGCUCUGUCCCUCGACGCCGAUACGGGCGCCGCCGCCGCCGCUGCUGCUUCAGCGGCACCACUACAGAUGGAGAAGGCGCAGACCCCGCCGAGGCAGCAGCAGCAGCAGCAGCAGCAGCAACGAGAACCAUCUCCCACAGCCUCCCCGGCCGCCGCCGUGCCCCCUGCAGUGGAGACGGCCACACCAUCGCCCCGCGACGACACCAGCGGCGGCUUGCGGAGCGUCAGCCAAGUCGCGUUUAUGAAGAUGCCCUGGGAGGAGGAGGACGAUGUAUAG
Leishmania major strain Friedlin is the source of this 1797-nucleotide messenger RNA. RefSeq lists its product as hypothetical. NCBI's taxonomy places the organism in Eukaryota, Euglenozoa, Kinetoplastea, Trypanosomatida, Trypanosomatidae. The record is from RefSeq and is a predicted model, not a curated record. The transcript has a single exon. Bases 1 to 1797 code for a protein of 598 amino acids. Gene Ontology annotation, cellular component: cytoplasm.